AUGGGUACCUUACAUUAUGAUGAACCAAAAUCUAACCAAUUUGCGAGCUGGGACACCGGCAUCACACCUACAACAUCUAUUGAUUUAGAAAAACCUCUAUUUGAACAAAAUUCCAACCAACUCACAGUUAUACAGAAGAAUGAGGUACUAACUAAUCGCCCCAUUAUACCAGCGACGACAAAUGAAAAACUAGCGUUUUACCGCGCAUACGUUUCUUCACCGAGUAAAACCCAAAUAGUAUGUACGCAGCAGGCUCAGUUUAACAAAUACUUAUGGUUCCACAUCAUGAACGUCUUCUGCAAAAGCUUGCCCAACACAUACAUCUAUAUGUUCUUAAGUUCUUACGUGCCUGACCAACAUUUGUUCUUGUCGAAGAUGGUACCACUUGCGUAUGGAACAAACUGGGCAUUUCUGGCGGCUAGUGUAAUUUAUUUAGUCUUAUACACUGAUACAGUUGUUCUUCUUUUGGAUUACAUAGUAUGCGGUAUAUUUUUCAAAAAUCCCUGGAACAGACACCGAUAUGUAGACAUAUCAAAUACGAGCAUUUACUUCAUGUUUCUCUGGAUCACUGCCAUAUUUAAUUACAAGCAAUUGUACAAUAGACGUAUCUGGAAAAUGCUUCACAACGUGCAAAUAAUUCUAACUGCAUUGUAUUUAAUAACUUUUGGUCACCUUAUGAUCACGUAUUUUGAAACCGAUCUUAAGAUCAUACCAAUAGCUUUCGAUGAAUACGUUCGAAUUAUUUGGGCAGCUGACACGGACGUUUUGUCAGAAUCAAUGACCGCGCCGCCGAUUGUGCACGUGUUGACGUCACGGAGCACUACAAAAAUUAACCCUGAUCGUGAUAGCAUCGCAAUGAUUAUUUCUAAUUCCAUUUACUAUUUAUUCAGAGUUAGUUUGGUGACCACCUUUGAAGUAUUAUUUCUUUAUUGCUUAUAUCCUCUCGGUCGUUUAGUGGAUGAUAUUACAUUCUUCCAUGGAGUAUCGCCUACAAAAUUUAGAAUUAUAAAUUUCCGUAUAGUACCUGUUUAUUACAUGAUCGUCUGA
Molecule: messenger RNA, 1047 nt
Organism: Papilio machaon (common yellow swallowtail)
Lineage: Eukaryota; Metazoa; Arthropoda; Insecta; Lepidoptera; Papilionidae
Exons: 10
Coding region: 1-1047 (348 amino acids)
Source: RefSeq, a predicted model, not a curated record